AUGCCUAGUAGAAAUUCAAACCCAGGACCUGCUGCGGGUGACUCCAACUGUCGAAGUAAUGCCACAGUCGAAGCUCUCUUUGUGAACCAAGAAAGCGAACUUGGGACGGUUUCAGAGCCACGAACAGCAAGUGCUCAGGUGGCUUCACUUGUCCCUCCGCCUGUUCAACAUCGCCAGUCCGCGCCGUUUGAAUGGGUCCACAGAGGACUUAUAGACCCUCCACAAACAACAAGAGUCAUGAGUGAUGUUCAAGUGUCGCCGAUGCGACUAACCGGUCGUGCAGCGCUUAACAUCAGCAACGAUCAAGGAGUUCAAGCGAACUCGAAUCAACAGAAUAAUAACAUGUCACCUCAGGAGUCUUCACGCAGCGUUAGAUUUGCUCACGUUGAGAAGGGGCAUGCAAGACGCUCAAAAACUGGAACAUCGUGUAAGACUCUUGAUGACUGUGGGAAUAAAGAAGAUCCGUUUCCGUUUCGACCGGCUUAUUUCAAUUUGGAAAACAAAAUAAAAGCACCGACCCCUAGGUCGACAGCUUAUAGGAAAGCGCGAUUUCAUUGCUUGUUGUCUUUGGUUUCAGCACUCUUUUUACUCUUUUUUGAGUCCUGUUUUAUGUUUGCUUGCCUAUAUCUGAGGAUUCGCUGCGCUUUUAUCGCUUCAUUUAUUUUUCGGGUGGCACUUCUAUCAGUCACAAUCAUUCUGCUCGAAUUGGCACAAUCGUUCUUUUGGAGGGAUUUCUCGUCAGAAAAUCAAAAUUCUCAUUUGUACUCUACUCAUAGCGAUCUACAGCCUUCUGUGACGGCAAGUCCACUAACUACCAUCACUAUUGACCGACCAGUAUUGAAGAGGGAUUUCUGGUUUCAAAGUUCUAUCGAAAGAGGUAUUGCUAACCCUGACUUUGUCACCCCAUCACCAGUGGAUUCCAUUGCUGACAAACAAAGGAUCCUAGAUGGGAAAAAAGUGGCUCUCAAGGUGAUCGUCACCGUUUUAUAUCUUGUCAUUCUCACGAUCCUGCUAAAUGGGGUGAUUUGGAUCCCAUCUCAGAGUGUGUUGAGGAGCGAAAACAGCACAACUGUAGCCAGAAUUGACUCACCGCUCACUAAGCCGGACUCAGAGUGCCCGAAAUUGGGUGUCUAUGUUGGAUUGACAUACGCGGGCAUACAUGUGGUGUUAAUAGCUCUGCGCAUGGUCCUGUGCUGCGCCACGGGUUUUGGUGGUGGAAUUCGCCUUUUGGCCUCAAAAUGUCGGCCAUCAGCUUUACCGCCCACACAUAUUAUGGUUGAUUUGCCACUCACACCUGAACUCACAACUUGCGAGAAUAGGCGAGACAACUCCCGUCACCACAUUCAUAAGCUCCGCGAGAAACGUGCAGCUGCGAGUACAAUUUUAUAA
This is a messenger RNA of Mesocestoides corti, 1389 nucleotides long. The record is from the annotation of a GenBank genome assembly. Lineage: Eukaryota; Metazoa; Platyhelminthes; Cestoda; Cyclophyllidea; Mesocestoididae.